Messenger RNA from Tetranychus urticae (two-spotted spider mite), 6483 nucleotides. RefSeq names its product SET domain binding factor (gene Sbf). The record is from RefSeq and is a predicted model, not a curated record. Gene Ontology annotation, cellular component: membrane; cytoplasm. Gene Ontology annotation, molecular function: guanyl-nucleotide exchange factor activity. Lineage: Eukaryota; Metazoa; Arthropoda; Arachnida; Trombidiformes; Tetranychidae.
GCUUCAUGUUCACUCUCUUUUGAUGUGAUCUUAGCAUAGGAGUUGCCAUCGUUUUAACUUUUUUUUUAUUUUAUUAGAUUAUUUGAUUAUGUUUCUAAUUAAAUUGAUUUAAGUGAAUAUUUCCAAGGAUUAUCCUAAUGAAUCGACUUGUCGAUUAUUUCAUCAUUCUUGGAUAUGAUGAUCAAAAACAAGCUGGUACUCUUGGAUCAGGAAAAGUACUUCAAAGGUUUCCAGAAAAUGAUUGGCCUGAUGUACCUCUAAUUGAUGGAUUAGAGUUGUUUUGCCAGCCUUUGGGAUGGAGGUUGACAGCAACACAGCCAGAACCAUCAUAUUUUGUUUCUGUUAUGACUUAUAUGGAUGCAAACAAGCAUUACUGUGCCUUUUUAUCUUUCUACGAGUCCAUCUCUUUGCAUUCUAUCAAGCAACCUGACGAAGAAGACAGUGAAAUUGAUAAUGUAUUACUGGAUCAGAGCAGUGGAUCAUUACAAGAUUGCUCCAAUAACCAAUCCACCAUGUUUGCUCCUAAAUGUAUAGUUCUUCAGUCAAGGCAUAAUUUUGUGGAAAUUUUUAAGAAUUGCUUGGAAACUAUUUACACAGUUCAUCUAGAAUGUAUGGAUAUUCCAUUGGAAAAAUUAGUCGGCAAUUUAUUAUGUAUUGAGGUGCCCUCACCAGGGUCCCAGUUGAAAUUCUCAAUAGGUGCCAAUGAUAGACAAGUACUCACUAUGCCAAUGAGUUCAACAGUGCCAGUGACCGGUACAACAGUGGUUCAACUUUUUGAGAGGCUUAAUGUUCAUAAUGUAAUAAGUCUGUUCACCGCAGUUAUGACGGAUAACAAAAUUCUUUUUCAAUCGGAUAGUUACUCGCUGCUCUACGAAUCUUGCCAUGCAUUGACAUCACUCAUGUACCCAUUCGUGUAUAGUCAUGUGUACAUUCCGCUUUUACCCUCAUCUCUACUAGAAAUGUUGAGUUCACCAACACCUUUCAUAAUGGGAGUGCAUUCUAGCCUUCAAGAUGAAGUCGAGGAUCUUCUCGAUGUGAUAGUUGUUGAUCUUGAUGUUGGUUGUAUCACAAUACCAGAUUGUAUCCAUUUACCCAAGCUUGAUGGACCUGCAUAUAAUGAAAUGGUCUUUCAUCUUCGAUCUGUCAUCACACCACAAUUAAUGAAAAAGGAUGUUGCUUUGCGAUCUAGUCAUUCAAAACCCUCUCCACCUCAUCUAUUAGAUAAAGAGAUUAGAGCUAUAUUUGUUAGACUUUUUGCUCAAAUGUUGCAAGGCUACAGGACCUGUUUACAAAUUGUUCGUAUCAACCCGAAACCUUUCAUAACUUUCCAUAAGGCCUCAUUCCUUGGUAAAAGAAAUCUUGUCGAGAACGAAUUUGUUGUUCGACUAUUAGAAAGUAUGUUUUUCAAUUCAUUUGUACAAGAACGUGGAACACCAUACAGAGCCAGUGAUCUUUUCGAUGAGCUUUAUGCAACUAUGCACGAUACACUUAAACGAGAAAUGGCUAACCCUGAAUUGGUUAUAAAAGACAUUAAAGAAUUGGCUCAUCAAUUAUAUCUUAAUGAGCAACCACAUCCAAAGGAUCCAAGUCAAAUUAAAUUACCAUUACCUACGGAAGGAAUUUUUACUCGUGUACAUCAACCCAAGUUCCCUACUUUCAAAAGUGACAUAAUUCAAGAGAUUUUAGAUGACGACCGAAUACGACGCGAAAUGUUAACCAUGAACAAACCGAAACCUACUAAAGCUGAAGCUAGGAUAAUUGCAUUCGGUCCAACAAUCUGUGUCCCUUUCAACUCGGAUUCAGCUCUUUUUACAAAUUCAGCUAGAAGACUAGAAGUUAUGAGGACUUGUAUUAAUUGUAUAUUUGAAGAAAAGAUUCAAGAUGCUCGGAAAUCCUUCCCCGCAGUUCUCCGAGCAUUGAAAAACAAAUCUGAAAGACUUGCCUUAGCUAAGGAACUAGCAGCUCAUGUCUCUGGUAACAAAUGUGUCUUAACUCAUGAGCAAUUCGACUUGAUUGUACGUUUAAUGAACUGUGCUUUGCAACAAGAUUGUGAUUAUUUAGAUGGUAGUGCCUCAGGUUUACGUUUACGAGGCCUUGGUGAUGUCAACGGACUUGCAGCUGCGAUAUUACCAUUAAGUAUGAAAUUUUGUCGCCGUCUAGGCCUAGGUGGUAAUAACGGCGUCUUGCAAUUUGCCUUUACGUGUCUGCAAGAUCAUCUGAUUUGGGAUAAUAUGAGUUUUUGGGAAUCAACCUUUUAUCACAAUGUAGAGCAAGAGGUUACUUCAUUAUAUGGUUCUAUCAAUGAUUCACAUUUAACACCUUUAGACAUUGCUGCUGAACAAAUUCGUUUGAAACCUAAACUAAGUGAAGAGCAAAUACUUCAAUAUGCCUCUAGUGAAGAAUCAACUGUGUACAGUCAAGCAGUUGAUUAUACUCAUCAAAUUGUUUCUCUAAAAAUACCCUUGGAUAUUGGAUUUCAUGAGAAAAAUACUCGUAAUACAAAGUUAAAUAAUUCUGCUGUUGAAGGCGGACACCAUAGUGAUACAAAUUCAAAUUUUACUGGAACCGGUGGAGGAGCUGGUAGGGAAAGUUGUCGGGAUGAUAAAGACCAUGAAAAGGAUACUCGUGACUUCGACAAUGAAAGUGGUUUCGAAGAGGGAUCCAAUGGAAAAGGUCAAGCGGCUGUUUCAGAAAUCAGUGUAAAUGUGAUUAAAUUUUUAGGUCGAUUUGUUGAUAAAGUUUGCACAGACGGUGGCGUAACAGAGGAACAUAUCAAAUCACUCCAUUCAAUGAUACCUGAUAUUGUAGCGAUCCAUUGUAACACCCUUGAUGCAAUUUACAAAGAGAGCAAAAAUAUUCCCCCUGUUACUAAACCUAAAAUUAUCACUCCUAGUUUAUUACCCGGUGAAGAUCUUGUGAUGAAAAGCUUAAGAGCCUAUCUCAUACCUGAUGGUCGAGAUGAGGUUCUUGGAUCAACUGUAAAUGGUUCUAGUGUUACGCAAAUUCCGCAACCCAUUGGUGGACCCGUUUUACUUCCAGCUGAAGGAGCCAUAUUUCUCAGCAAUUAUAGAGUGAUAUUCAGGGGACGCCCUUGUGAUCAAUAUGCUGCAGAAAAUGUUAUUGUUCGUAGUUUUCCCAUUGCAACUUUAGUGAAAGAAAAGAAAGUCAAUAUAUCUUCCAAAUACCUGAUUGAAACAAUUGAUCAAUGUAUUCAGGAAGGCUUACAAUUGAGAUCAAAUAUAUUUGAAUUAAUGAAGAUAGCUUUUGAUGAAGAAGUUUCUUCUGAAGACAUUGAAAUGCUUAGGAAAAUGAUUAACAAGGCCAGGACACCACCAAAUGUAUUCCAUAUGUUUGCCUUUACCUCACAAAUUGCAAUGUCUCACCAGCUGAGUCUAUUAAAUCUGCAAAAACAAAAGGAAAAAAGCAACACUUUCAAAGGAAUGGCAAAGAAAACCUUAAUGAGAACUGCUCAAAUGGCUGGCCUUAAAACGAAAUCGCGAAAAUCAAAAUAUCUCAUGCCUGCUUCUGGUAUUUAUGGUUCAAAAACACUUACACCAGGUUUUAAUCGUCAAACAACCAUAAUUGACGCAGUUGAUGAUAAAUCUGUUAGUGAUGAUUUAUCCAUAAACAGUGACUCUUCCCAUGUUCAUACAACAUCAACUCUUCCACCUUUAUCAACUUCAUCAGUCAGUAGUAGUGUUGAUGUUCACCUUUCUCCUGUCAAUCCCAAAGACUCCCGAACAUUGAAAAAAUUGACUGAAUUAAGUUAUGUCAAGGAUUACCAAAGAUUAGGUUUAGGAUCUGCAAAGGAUAUCCUUCAACCCAAUGGUUUUAGUAAUUAUUCAGGUAUUACUUCACCAACUUCCUCUAAAAGUUUAAAAAACUCUGCCAACAAUAGUAUCAGCCAUGAUGGAUUUAGGAUAACCUCAGUCAACUCUUCAUACACAGUUUCUGGAUCUUAUCCAGCAUUCUUAGCUGUUCCAGCAUCUGUUACUGACGACAGUUUACAAAGGCUAAGUCGAUGUUAUAAAUAUUGUCGUUUUCCCGUUAUUGUUUGGAGGCAUCCAGCUUCCAAAGGAUUAUUACUCAGAGCCAGUUCGUUCCACGGCAAAGGUGUUAUCGGAAUACUCAAAGGCCAUGGGGCAACUAACUCCAUGGCAGCCUCACACAAUAGUUCAAACAGUUCAGUGCCAUCAUAUCCAGAAACAUCUUCUAAUAUUGAACAAGAAAAGUACUUCCAAGCAAUUAUUAACCUGACUCCUUCUCAUAAUGAUUCAGAAAACUCACAAGGAAUUGAAACAGAUUACGGUAUACCUUCCUUAGUACUCUCUGGUCGUCAUGACUCAAUCGCCUCAGCUGCCUCAGGCCGACAAACUCCUCCUUUCACCAAAGAUCACAAAAAAAGUAAUGUUAUGGCUUCGUUUAAUAGAGCCAUGAAUAAUAUUCGAGCCUCAGGUAGCAAGCCAUCAUUUGGUACUCUUGGACACUCAGUUGGCAAACAAUGGUCCAAACUUCACUCAUCAAACACCAAAAACAAUCACGAAUCAACCUCAAAGAAUUAUACUUCCGAUGAUAUUUCAAUAAUGUCAGCCUCUGUCUCUUCUACCAAUGCUGUUACCUCAAUUCCACCAAUCUCUCCGAUUCACUCUCCAAAUACUUCAUCUGCCUCAAAUGGCCGUAAAACCGGUGCUGAGCUUCACAACUCCAGCCUCUCAAACAACAGAAAAUGUAUCUAUAUUUUUGGAGAAAAAGGUCUUGUUAAAUCUUCUCGAUCUGAUCAUUUAUCUAACAUGAUUGAAUUUGUGCCUAUUGAAUAUCAUGAGGUUCGUCAAGUGAAGCAAAGCUUCCAAAAAUUGUUGAAAGCUUGUUGUCCUUCCAGCUGUUUAACCGAUCCAGAACAAAGUUUCAUUCGUCAAGUUGAAAACAGUGAAUGGCUAAAUCAAUUGCAGACUAUUAUGCGUAUCUCCAGUGCAAUCAUUGAUUUGAUUGACUUACAGGGUUCAACAGUUAUACUUUGUUUGGAAGAUGAUUUAGAUUUAGUUCCACAAAUCGUUUCUGUUGCUGAACUCUGUUUGGAUCCUUAUUAUCGAACCUUUGAAGGAUUCAGAGUUCUCAUAGAGAAAGAAUGGCUCGCAUUCGGACAUCGUUUCAGUCAUCGAUCAAAUCAUACUGCCCAAACUAUCACUUCAGGCUUUGCGCCCAUAUUUCUUCAAUUUUUAGACAUAGUCCAUCAAAUAAUGAGACAAUUUCCGUUGUCUUUUCAAUUCAAUGAGUAUUAUUUGCGAUUUAUUGCCUAUCAUUAUGUUUCUUGUCGAUUUAGAACCUUCCUUUUGGAUAGUGAAGCUGAAAGAGCCAAAUAUGGUUGGCCUUUGGAAGAUGCAACUAGAAAAUAUUCUGAUUAUGCAGAUGAUGGUUAUGAGUAUGACAUUAAUGAUGAUGUUUUAUCUGGUUCAACCAAUGGAACACUAACUUCGCACACUGUUAACGGUUUAGACAUCAAAAGUGCAUCCUUUUGGGACUAUGCAGAACGAAUCUGGAGUAAAAGUCCAACUUUUUACAAUUUUUAUUACAUUCCAACAAGUUAUCUGUGUCCUGAAUCCAGUUUAUGUGUUCUCAGACCUUAUUGUAGCAUUAGUAACCUGAAAAUAUGGGAUUAUUAUUUAACAGAGCAACUCAAUCACGGGCCAAGCUACGAUUUUGAAGUUGUUCAAUCGGAGAAACAACGUCGAGAAGAAAUUGAAGCAACAGAACAAAAUAAGGAUAAAUCAAAGAGAACCAUAAUUAAUGCUUCAUAUGACUGUGUUACUCAUUUUCAACCAAAUUGCUUUGAAGAAAUGUUGGAAAAAGUGAAAAACAUGGAAAUGGAAUUGGGAAAAUCAAAUGGACCUCAACAGAAAUGGCAUAAUAUCUGGGAUCGUAUGGAGAUACCUGUUAUGAAUCAAUCCAAUUCGAGCAAAAUCAACUCAAAUGAUCUGAUCGGCCGACAAGGGUCUAUAAAGAGUCAAAUAUUGGGACGUUAUGCGAGAACCGUUCAUCAUAAAAAGAAUACCAUUGAUCUAAAGAAAUUAUUCUCCAAGCGUCUCAAACAAAAGUCUAAUCAUCCUAAGUUAAAUAAUGACAUCUAUCUUCAAUGAAAGCUCAUUGUUUUUGUUUUCCUUCGUUAGUUUUUUCGCUGUUCAAUAAGACAUCUUUCUUUGCUCUUCUCAUUUGACAAUCUCAUCACUAUUAUUGCUGCUUUAAUCCUUCGCUCAUCUCUGUUUUUCCUCUACCUUUUUAGAUCUAUCUUUUUCCAUCUUCUCAUGUUGAUUUCAUCCUUUUUCUCAACACCAUCAUUCUCAUUUUAUUGCCAUCAAACUUUCUUCCCUACUCUUUAUAAAUAUGUUUAUGUAUAAAUAUCAUUGAUCAAAGGAAUUCGCGCAUAAAAGAAAUUAUAUUAAAAAGAAACAAUUAAGUUAAUUGUUAACAAUUUAAACAAAAGCUAAA